AACUGGCUUACGAACUGUACCGAGAGCUGAGGAAUAGUCCCCUUCAACCGAAUUGGGAUACUUAUGCUUGAAUGCUUGAUACUUGAUACUGGACUUGCCUCCUUUCAGAACCUUGCUUCGUUCUCCCUGACCAAAAUCGUACCUUGCACUACUCAAAGCUGUCGGCAUCAUCAAGCGCCAACAAGGCUGCAUACGCAUCACCCUAGCUUGCCGAUUCGAUCCGCCCCGCCGAGCCGAGUUGGAGAUGCCGAACUGAGUUACCGGCCGGUAACGGAGCCGGCUCUUGUCACCAACCCGAACCACCCUACAGAUACCUUCGCCGUUGAAACUCAUCCUCUAUCCACAAUCAACUCUUGAUCACAGCUCUGUUCUGGUAUGAGACCAUUUCGCUCUUCCACCCGACUUCGUUUCCAUCGCCUGACAACCUCACCACGCCAGUCACCGCUCCAACCCCUCGCCUCCUCGCUCGCCAUACCACCACCGCCCAUCGACGCCGGCCCCCGUAAACUGCCACCCGUCGGAUCGAGUCUCUUUGCAACCAUGGUCCAAGUCACCCAGCUCAAGGUGGCCGUCCUCGACGACUACCAGGGUACCUCGGAACCCCACUUCAACAAGCUGGACAAGUCGCUCUUCAAUGUCACCACCUUCAAGGACACCCUGCUGCCCUACAACCACUCCGAGACCCCUGAGUAUGCCAAGGAUGCCUUGGUCUCGAGGCUGGAGCCCUUCGAUGUCAUUUGCACCAUGAGGGAACGCACCCCAUUCCCCCGGAGCCUCAUCGAGAGGCUGCCGAACCUCAAGCUCCUCCUCUCCACCGGCCUGCGGAACAACAGCCUCGACCUCCCAGCCUUCAAGGAGCGCGGCAUCCCCGUCGCGGGCACCGCGGACAAGUCGACGGGCAAGCAGGUCGGCACGAACAGCACGACCGAGCACUGCGUCACGCUCGUCCUCUCGCUGGCGCGCAACAUCGCCGCCGACGACCUCGCCGUCAAGUCGGGCCUCUGGCAGACCGACCUGGCCGUCGGCCUGACGGGCAAGACGUUCGGCGUCCUCGGGCUCGGCCGCCUCGGCGUGUCGACGGCCAAGAUCAUGAACCUGGCCUUUGGCAUGCGCAUCAUCGCCUGGAGCCCGAACCUCACCCAGGAGGCCGCCGACGAAAAGGCAAAAGCCGAGGGCCUGCCCGUCGAGGGGCCCGACGGCGACAAGACGUUCAAGGUCGUGAGCCGCGAGGAGCUCUUCGCCGCCGCCGACGUCCUGAGCGUCCACGUCGUGCUGUCCGACCGCUCCCGCGGGAUGAUCACGGCCGACGACCUCUCCAAGAUGAAGAGGUCGGCGCUCUUCGUCAACACGUCCCGCGGACCGCUGGUCGUGGAGAGGGACCUGCUGGACCUGCUGAAGAAGGGCGGCAUCCGGGGCUGCGCCCUGGACGUCUUCGACCUCGAGCCGCUGCCUCUGGACAGCGAGUGGCGGACGGUCAGUUGGGGGCGGGACGGACGCAGCAGGGUGCUGCUGACGCCUCACAUGGGGUACGUCGAGGAGAAGACGCUGAACUCUUGGUAUGAACAGCAGGCGGAAAACAUCAAGAGGUGGCAGUCGGGCGACGUUCUAGUCAACGUACUUGCGUGAGAUGGUACCGGCAAGGAGGGCAAUGAGCGCAGGGCACUGAAGUUUAUGAGAAUGAUGAAAUGGUUCUUAAGUUCGAGCACUAUGACAAUGCGUCGCUUAGGGCGUAAACAAUGUUGGACCAAGACAAGGCUCUUGGAUGUGUUAAUUGUCUCCCCUUCUCAUCUGAGCACAGAAAAUCCUGCAUCAAGGACUACAAUUGCACGCUACUAGGCUCCGACCAAGUCUGUAAGAGAGGUUGGCUAGACCAAGGGGGGCAU
Molecule: messenger RNA, 1883 nt
Organism: Colletotrichum destructivum
Lineage: Eukaryota; Fungi; Ascomycota; Sordariomycetes; Glomerellales; Glomerellaceae
Product: Putative D-isomer specific 2-hydroxyacid dehydrogenase, catalytic domain-containing protein
Exons: 2
Coding region: 376-1626 (416 amino acids)
Molecular function (GO): NAD binding; oxidoreductase activity, acting on the CH-OH group of donors, NAD or NADP as acceptor
Source: RefSeq, a predicted model, not a curated record